GACCACUUCUCACUUACACUUUCAGUCAGUCAGUGUCAAGACAACAUGGAGGUCAGAGCUUUCUGCAUUGUACUGUUGACUGUGAUGAUCCUGCUGGUUGCACAGUAUCAGGAAGUUGAUGCAGCUUUUCUUCGUGUCUUUCCAAACAGACCGCAGUUCUUUGAAUAUGAGUCGGUCACUUUGUACUGUGAUGGAGUCUUUUACUGUGAUGUUGAACAUAAAUCAAUUAGGGAGACACCUUCGUGUUGCACCACUAAUGGCAGAACAUCAAGAGGACCUACCUGCACCAUUAAACGUGUUUAUCAAGUUGACUCUGGAAAGUACUGGUGUGAGGAAGGAGGAGAGAGGAGUAACAUCAUCAACAUCAAUGUCACUUAUGGUUCUGUGAUCCUGGAGAGUCCUGCUCUUUCUGUGAUGGAGAGGGAAGACGUGACUCUGAGCUGCAGUGCAAAAAAGUCUUCUUCCAUCAUCCAAGCAGAUUUCUAUAAAGAUGGAGUCCACAAGUGGAGAAGCACCACAGGAAAUCUGAGCCUCAAAACAGUCUCCAUGUCUGAUCAAGGAUUCUACAAAUGUAACAUCUCUGGAGUUGGAGAAUCACCACUGAGCUGGCUGUCUGUUAGAGAAGCUCACAAAGACUCUAAUACUGGCUCCACAAGUACACCAUGGAUCGUCAGCACCGUCUUGUUGAUGCUUGUCUUGUUGGUCGUGGGACUACUUCAAUUUGUCAGAUUUUCUUGUGUCAGAGGUGAAGAACAUCGCAUGAACAUUGCUCAAUUUUGUUUUGCGGCAACGCAAUUCUUCCACGUGUCUAAAAGACAUGAUGUUUGUUCACAGUCGAUGGCAGGGCCUGAUUCAGAGCAUCAGACAGUCUCUGUACAGGCCAGUGCACCUGCGGCAAGCCAACCAAUGUAUGCUACUGUAACAAAGAACAGAAAAAUGAAUGCAGCAGAGUCCAGUGUUCCCUCAUCGACCCCUGUCGACAAUGAUGCCUACUAUUCUACAAUUCAGUUUGUUGGUAAGCACUGACUGAAAGGAGGACCUCCAUGAUCUACAUCAACAGCCAGAAUUGUUGUUAUUGUACAAGCUAAAAAAGAGA
Messenger RNA from Mugil cephalus (flathead mullet), 1096 nucleotides. Its product is annotated as high affinity immunoglobulin gamma Fc receptor I-like. The coding region runs from base 46 to 1026 and encodes 326 amino acids. Lineage: Eukaryota; Metazoa; Chordata; Actinopteri; Mugiliformes; Mugilidae. The record is from RefSeq and is a predicted model, not a curated record. The transcript is spliced from 9 exons. Gene Ontology annotation, biological process: cell surface receptor signaling pathway. Gene Ontology annotation, molecular function: transmembrane signaling receptor activity.